Oncorhynchus keta (chum salmon) is the source of this 981-nucleotide messenger RNA. RefSeq lists its product as uncharacterized. Lineage: Eukaryota; Metazoa; Chordata; Actinopteri; Salmoniformes; Salmonidae. The coding region runs from base 1 to 981 and encodes 326 amino acids. The transcript has 2 exons. The record is from RefSeq and is a predicted model, not a curated record.
AUGGAAAAUACUUCCUUGUGUGAGCCUCUGGUGUGGUACAGUUUUGGGAAGUGCCCAGGAUCAGGCUGCACCUUCAGCACCACCAAACCCCUGCCGCUGCGACCGGCUAAGCCCUCGUCCACAUUACCCAGCCACAGCCCAGGCCAAGCCCCUGUCCACAUUACCCAGCCACAGCCCAGGCCAAGCCCUCGUCCACAUUACCCAGCCACAGCCCAGGCCAAGUCCUCGUCCACAUUAUCCAGCCACAGCCCAGGCUACUCCCUCGUCCACAUUACCCAGCCACAGCCCAGGCCAAGUCCUCGUCCACAUUACCCAGCCACAGCCCAGGCCAAGUCCUCGUCCACAUUACCCAGCCACAGCCCAGGCCAAGUCCUCGUCCACAUUAUCCAGCCACAGCCCAGGCCAAGUCCUCGUCCACAGCCCCAGGCCAAGUCCUCGUCCACAUUACCCAGCCACAGCCCAGGCCAAGCCACAUUAUCAGCCCAGGCCAAGUCCUCGUCCACAUUAUCCAGCCACAGCCCAGGCCAGGUCCUCGUCCACAUUACCCAGCCACAGCCCAGGCCAAGCCCUCGUCCACAUUAUCCAGCCACAGCCCAGGCCAAGUCCUCGUCCACAUUACCCAGCCACAGCCCAGGCCAAGUCCUCGUCCACAUUACCCAGCCACAGCCCAGGCCAAGCCCUCGUCCACAUUAUCCAGCCACAGCCCAGGCCAAGUCCUCGUCCACAUUACCCAGCCACAGCCCAGGCCAAGUCCUCAUCCACAUUAUCCAGCCACAGCCCAGGCCAAGUCCUCGUCCACAUUACCCAGCCACAGCCCAGGCCAAGUCCUCGUCCACAUUAUCCAGCCACAGCCCAGGCCAAGUCCUCGUCCACAUUACCCAGCCACAGCCCAGGCCAAGCCCUCGGCCACAUUAUCCAGCCACAGCCCAGGCCAAGUCCUCAGUCACAGACUCCAGACAUGGCCUUAGGCCCGGCCACUGA